Molecule: messenger RNA, 1445 nt
Organism: Oryza brachyantha (malo sina)
Lineage: Eukaryota; Viridiplantae; Streptophyta; Magnoliopsida; Poales; Poaceae
Product: peroxidase 16-like
Exons: 3
Coding region: 111-1121 (336 amino acids)
Biological process (GO): hydrogen peroxide catabolic process; response to oxidative stress
Molecular function (GO): heme binding; peroxidase activity
Source: RefSeq, a predicted model, not a curated record
CGUUGGCGAGAGGGGAGCAAUUAAGGAGGCAGCAGCAGGGACAGGGAGAGGGAGACGAGCGAGCGAGCUCUCUAGCUGGUGCUUGCCUAUAGGUAGUAUAGGCUAGGGAGAUGGCAAUGGGGCAGAGGAGGUUGGGGUCGCGGCGGCAGAGCCAGAGCGUGGUGGUGCUGCUGCUGGCGACGGCGUGGUGCGCGGCGGCGCAGCUGAGCCAGAACUACUACGUGUCGACGUGCCCCAACGUGGAGACGCUCGUCCGCGGCGCCGUGGCGCAGAAGCUCAAGGAGACGUUCAACGCCGCCCCCGGCACGCUCCGCCUCUUCUUCCACGACUGCUUCGUCAGGGGGUGCGACGCGUCGGUGCUGAUCGCCGGGCCGGACGACGAGCACAGCGCGGGCGCCGACACGACGCUGUCGCCCGACGCGCUGGACCUCAUCACCCGCGCCAAGGCCGCCGUCGACGCCGACGCUCAGUGCGCCAACAAGGUCUCCUGCGCCGACAUCCUCGCCCUCGCCGCCCGCGACGUCGUCUCGCAGGCAGGAGGGCCGUACUACCAGGUGGAGCUGGGGCGGCUGGACGGCAAGGUCGGGACGCGCGCGGUGGUGAAGCACAGCCUCCCCGGCGCCGCCUUCGACCUCGACCAGCUCAACAAGCUGUUCGCCGCCAACGGCCUCACCCAGACCGACAUGAUCGCGCUCUCCGGCGGGCACACCAUCGGGGUGACGCACUGCGACAAGUUCGUGCGGCGGCUGUACCAGUUCAAGGGGGCGGCGCCGCCGCCGAACAGCCCGGCGAUGAACCUGGCGUUCCUCCGGCAGAUGAGGCAGACGUGCCCGCUCAGCUACAGCCCCACCACCGUGGCGAUGCUCGACGCCGUCACGCCCAACAAGUUCGACAACGGCUACUUCCAGACGCUGCAGCAGCUCAAGGGCCUCCUCGCCUCCGACCAGGUGCUCUUCGCCGACCGCCGCUCCCGCUCCACCGUCAACUACUUCGCCGCCAACCAGACCGCCUUCUUCGACGCCUUCGUCGCCGCCAUCACCAAGCUCGGCCGCGUCGGCGUCAAGACCGCCGGCUCCGGCUCCGACGCCGAGAUCCGGCGAGUCUGCACCAAGGUCAACUAGUCGCUAGCACUGUCAUCACACCGGCACGCGUACAUUUCAGUGGUAGAGAGCGUAAAUUGGUGAAUUCUUCUGUCUCUCUUCUUCUUCUUCCUCACCAAUUCUUGUUCAUCUUCUUCUCGAUCUCUGUCCAUCCAUGUUCACAGUCCACCACGCACACUUGUUGUAUUUGUUCCCGCCAAUUCUUUCCUUGAUUCUUAUAAUCAUAAAAAGUGUUAUACAUUAAUUAGGAUAUUUUCAGGGCCCCUACCAUGUGAUAUGAUAGAAGGUACACUUACAAUGAUGUAAAUGUUUACAGCUGGUCCAGUUAAUCAAGUUUAUCCCAUA